CUCGGAGUUUGGUUUCCUUCUAGGGUUUUAUAAGCCCUCUGUUCUUCUUCUACUUCUCCGUCGUCCCCUCGAUCAGAAUCGCUUCCGCGACCGCAAAAUCGAAGCGAAGCAGGAGCCAUGGCCGAAUCCGCCAUGGGAGAGCUCCUACCGCAGAGUAGAGGAGGAGGAGAAGACGAUGUAGAAAAGGUGGUAAUGGAAGAGGAGGAGGAAGAAGAGGAAGAGGAGGUGUGGUCCUCCGAUUCGGAGGUGGGAGACGCCCUAGACUGGUUGGACGCGCGGGAGGGUUACGACGCCGCCGCCUCCCCGGCCGCGGCCGCCGCCUCCGCCGCCGCCUCCUUCUCCGGCGGUGCCGCCGCCGCGCGCCGCCCCAACGCCCACGGCGGCGUCCUCUCCCGGCCCCUCCAGCCCCUCGCCAAUCGGAACCAGAAGUUCUCCUCCCACAUCCGCGCCAAGCCCUUAGAGGAAUGGGAAGGGAGAUUGGAUGUGGGGAUGUCGAAUUCAGUGGCGACGGCAAUACGGGAUAGCGUUCGGGAGAUGGCGAUUGGGAAAACGAGGAAUACGGAGAAAGCGGAUCGUGCCACUGUUGAGCAGGCUAUUGAUCCAAGAACUCGAAUGGUUUUGUUCAAAAUGUUGAAUCGUGGGGUUUUUAACGACAUUAAUGGUUGCAUUUCAACUGGGAAAGAGGCUAAUGUUUAUCACGCAACUAAAGCUGAUGGCCAGGAAUUAGCAGUCAAAGUGUACAAAACUUCUGUUCUUGUUUUCAAGGACAGAGAUAGGUAUGUACAAGGAGAUUAUCGUUUCAGACAUGGUUACUGCAAGCACAACCCAAGGAAAAUGGUAAAAACCUGGGCAGAGAAAGAAAUGCGGAAUCUUUUGCGAGUAAGAGCUGCGGGAAUCAGGUGCCCAAUGCCAUUACUCUUAAGACUUCAUGUCUUGGUCAUGGAAUUUAUAGGAAAGGCAGGUUGGGCUGCUCCUCGCCUUAAGGAUGCUGCUCUUUCAGAAGACAAGUUGCGUGAAGCUUAUGUAGAGAUAAUUACAACAAUGCGAACAUUGUACCAGAAGUGCAAAUUGGUUCAUGGUGAUUUGAGUGAAUACAACAUACUCUAUUUUGAGGGGCACCUGUAUAUAAUUGAUGUUUCUCAAUCUGUGGAUCUCGAUCAUCCAUCUGCAUUAGACUUCCUUAAGGAAGAUUGCUUACAUGUCACUGAGUUCUUUAGGAAACAUGGAGUUGCUGUAAUGACAGUCAAGGAAUUAUUUGAUUUCGUGAUUGACCCAUCAAUUGCGGAUGAAGAUGUCGAUGAGUAUCUAGGAAAGAUUCAGCAAAAAGUUUUGGAAAGAGGAGGUUCAGUGGCCAAUGAUGACGAAAUUGCCCCAACAGUGUUUGUGCAGACGUUGGACUAUGUAAAGCAAUGCGAGGCAGAUCUCGUUCAGAUGGCGAUGCUUUCACGCCCUACUUUUGCUUACGAGCCGACAGCAGAAAAGAUUUAUGACCAGCCCCUUUUAGGGUUUGUAAACACUCGAACUGAAGCCGCCCAACAGCAGCAAAAGUGGCAGCUGGAAGAAAAGGCGGAAGCAAAAGCAGAAGCGGUUCCAAACAAUCCUCUGGAGCCCUUGGAGAAGGACCUCCAAAGUAAGUGUUCUGUGGAGGGUAAAUUCGAAUCAGAGACAGACGAAGAUGAAUCUUGCACGGACUCUGAUGAAGACGGUUCUUGGGUCGAGGCGGAGCAGAAGAAGGGUCCAGAAGAGAGGAGGGCGGAGCGCAAGGAGAAUAAGAAGAAAGUGAAGGAAGAGAAGAGAGAGUCUCGCAAGACUAAGAUCCCAAAGGCCGAGAAGAAGAGGAGGAAGAAGUUGGCCAAAGCCAAGUGCAAGAGGUAGUAAGUCUCUCUCCAUACUCCAAAGUGCGUUGGGGUUUUGCCGUUUUUGUUUGCGAGAUCCGCUAAUUAUUUUAGUAAGCUUAUGUUGAGUUAAAAUUAUUUUUGGGUGUUGUAUUAUGCGGGAUGAGACUGGCUGGUCACAUAAAAUUCUCUUGUUUUUCCUAAUUUUUAAUUAACUUUUUAGAUAAAAUCUCUAAAUGUUGAAAUGAGUUAUUAUCAUUUUGUAGGAAUGAUUAGUUCAGUGAAGGUUUAUUUAUAAGAUUUUCCAAUGUAAUGAGAGCAAUGCUACCCGAAAGCGCCAAAAAGUGAAUGUAAAUUUUAUACUUAUUUGUUUGAGGGCCAGACGGCCAGUACUUCGUACUU
Molecule: messenger RNA, 2237 nt
Organism: Ananas comosus (pineapple)
Lineage: Eukaryota; Viridiplantae; Streptophyta; Magnoliopsida; Poales; Bromeliaceae
Product: serine/threonine-protein kinase RIO1-like
Exons: 12
Coding region: 118-1875 (585 amino acids)
Biological process (GO): protein phosphorylation
Molecular function (GO): ATP binding; protein serine/threonine kinase activity
Source: RefSeq, a predicted model, not a curated record